Molecule: messenger RNA, 2130 nt
Organism: Pipistrellus nathusii (Nathusius's pipistrelle)
Lineage: Eukaryota; Metazoa; Chordata; Mammalia; Chiroptera; Vespertilionidae
Source: the annotation of a GenBank genome assembly
AUGCGGGCGAUGCUGUGGGUCGGUGUCUUCCUGCCCCUCGUCAGAGGGCACAGCCUUUUCACCUGUGAGCCCAUCACUGUGCCCCGCUGUACGAAAAUGGCCUACAACAUGACGUUUUUCCCCAACCUGAUGGGCCAUUACGACCAGAACACUGCUGCUCUGAAAAUGGAGCACUUCCUUCCUCUUGCAAAUCUGAAUUGUUCACCAAAUGUUGAAACUUUCCUUUGCAAAGCUUUUGUACCAACCUGCACAGAGCAAAUUCAUGUGGACCCACCUUGUCGUAAAUUUUGUGAAAAAGUAUAUUCUGAUUGCAAAAACUUAAUUGACACUUUUGGGAUCCAGUGGCCUGAGGAACUUAAAUGCGACAGAUUACAGUAUUGUGAUGAGACUUCUCCUGUAACACUUGAUCCACACACACAGUUUCUGGGUCCUCAGAAGAAAACAGAACAAGUCCAAAGAGACAUUGGAAUAUGGUGUCCAAGGCAUCUUAAGACCUCUGGGGGACAAGGCUAUAAGUUCCUGGGAAUUGACCAGUGUGCACCUCCGUGCCCCAACAUGUAUUUUAAAAGCGAUGAGCUGGAGUUCGCAAAAAGCUUUAUCGGAAUAGUUUCAAUCUUUUGUCUGUGUGCAACUCUGUUCACAUUCCUUACCUUUUUAAUUGAUGUUAAAAGAUUCAGAUACCCAGAGAGACCAAUUAUAUAUUACUCAGUCUGUUACAGCAUUGUAUCUCUUAUGUAUUUUAUUGGAUUCUUGCUAGGCAAUAGCACAGCCUGCAAUAAAGCAGACGAGAAGCUAGAAGUUGGUGAGACGGUAGUUCUAGGCUCUCAAAAUAAGGCUUGCACCAUUUUGUUUAUGUUUUUGUAUUUCUUCACCCUGGCCGGCACUGUGUGGUGGGUGAUCCUGACCAUUACUUGGUUCUUGGCUGCCGGAAGAAAAUGGAGCUGUGAAGCCAUCGAGCAAAAAGCAGUGUGGUUUCAUGCCGUGGCCUGGGGAACGCCAGGCUUCCUCACUGUUAUGCUGCUUGCGAUGAAUAAGGUUGAGGGGGACAACAUCAGUGGGGUGUGCUUUGUUGGCCUCUAUGACCUGGAUGCUUCUCGCUACUUUGUCCUCUUGCCGCUGUGCCUCUGUGUGGUUGUCGGGCUGUCUCUCCUCUUAGCCGGAAUCAUCUCCUUAAAUCACGUGCGACAAGUGAUACAGCGUGAUGGCCGCAACCAAGAAAAACUGAAGAAAUUUAUGAUUCGAAUUGGAGUCUUCAGUGGCCUGUAUCUCGGGCCAUUGGUGACCCUCCUUGGAUGUUACGUCUAUGAGCAAGCCAACAGGGUCACCUGGGAGAUCACAUGGGUCUCUGACCACUGUCGUCAGUACCACAUCCCAUGUCCUUACCAGGCAAAAGCAGAAAAUCGACCAGAAUUGGCUUUGUUUAUGAUAAAAUAUCUGAUGACAUUAAUUGUUGGCAUCUCUGCCGUCUUCUGGGUUGGAAGCAAAAAGACAUGCACAGAGUGGGCUGGGUUUUUUAAACGCAAUCGCAAGAGAGAUCCAAUCAGUGAGAGUCGAAGAGUACUACAGGAGUCAUGUGAGUUUUUCUUAAAGCACAACUCUAAAGUUAAACACAAAAAGCACUACAAGCCAAGUUCACAUAAGCUGAAGGUCAUUUCCAAAUCCAUGGGGACCAGCACAGGAACGUCAGCAAAUCAUGGCACUUCUGCAAUAGCGAUUGCUAACCACGAUUACUUAGGACAAGAAACUUUGACAGAAAUUCAAACUUCUCCAGAAACAUCAGUGAAAGAAGUGAGAGAAGACGGAGUGAACACCCCCAAACCCAGAGCACAGGACUGUGGGGGACCUGCCUCCCCAGCGGGAUCCAGCUCUAAACUCUGUGGGGAGCAGGCUGACGGGAAAGGCCGGGCAGGCCACGGGACCGAGAAGAGCAGUGUGUCCGAAAGUGCGCAGAGUGAAGGAAGGGGUGCUCCAAAGACUGGUGUUGCCGAAGCCGGCCCGGUGCAGAGCAACAGCUUGCAGGUCCCCUGUCCUUCAGAACCAAGCAGCCCCAAAGGCUCCACGUCGCUGCUCAGCUGCUCGGCUUCGGGAGCUGGAAAAGAGCAGGGCGCCGGCAGUCACUCGGAUACUUGA